AUGAUUGACAGUAGUGGUUGCCGAUGUCUCAUUGCAUUCUCCCCAACGGUGCAUCUUUCCUCCCUUCACUUCGUACUUUCUCAUUUCCUUCCAUCCAUCACUCCUCCUCCUCCUCCUCCUCCUCCUCCUCCUCCUACUACUACUACUACUACUACUACUACUACUAAUACUACUGCCACUACAACUACUACUAAUACCACUGGUCCUUCUAUCUGUGCUGCCACCACUACCACCACCCCAAUUUGCCGUCGCGUCAUUCCACCCACCUCCAAUUCCCCUUCCUACACCUUCAGGCGCUGCACUGACGAAGUCGAUGUUGCAAUGACACUGUACACAGCCGAAUUCGUAUUGAUGGAAGUCAAUUUUGAUGAACUCUGCCACUGCUUUCGUUCGCUUAACAGCGCCUUCAAUCAGUUCCAUGAAAAUGCAUCACUGAAUUUGAUGGAUGCCCAAUCACCAGGUGAGGAGGUGGAUGUCCACUCCAUUAAGCACAGUCCAAAUAUAACUUGA
Molecule: messenger RNA, 510 nt
Organism: Hydatigera taeniaeformis
Lineage: Eukaryota; Metazoa; Platyhelminthes; Cestoda; Cyclophyllidea; Taeniidae
Source: the annotation of a GenBank genome assembly